UUCUACCUGCUUUAGAAGGUAAACCGUUAAUGUCGAAUAAAAAGCGGAUAAACGUGACCUUAGGUAAAUGUAUUCCUGCUUCGGGCUACAUAAUACAGUCACCCCGCCCCUUUCAACGACCACGGUGUAACAAAUCAAGCAUACGCGUCAGUCCAGUCGGCUCUAAACGUGACGUAUUUCCUGGAGAAAGGAUUUUUGAGGCAGUUUGUUGUUAUCUCCAUCCAGUAGUGAACCGUUAUAUUGUAUUGGCACGUAUAGCACCUUAUACUCCUUUUUUUCUAUCCGUGUAUUUACUUUGCGUUUGUAAAUGAAUGCCAACAAAAUAAGCCAUGUGAAAUAACUCAACCCGUUAGAAGAAACCGUUACAAAAAAAUAACUGGGUGCGACGGUUGAAGUUAACGUUAAACUGGCAAAAUAUAACCAUUGUGGUGGUGGCAAGUUGUUGGCGGAUAACGUCAAGGCUGCAUAGUUGAAUUCAGCACUUUUUGGAGGAGGAUGGGCGUGUUCGGAUCGCAUUAUUAUUCAUCUCCUGGACCAAGUGGUGGACGUACAUCCUUAGGUUAGGUGUAAAGUUGAAAGUCAAGCCUCAGGAGAAAGGACAGUCUCCGCCCGGAGGAAGAAGAAGAGAAGGAGGAGGCAUGACGUCUCGUUUCUUCUUAGUUUUUGUAAAAGCCACGAGUUAGAUGUGUUCAACGCAGGGAGGGGAGCUGUGGCAGAGUGGGUGGGAACAAUGGGAGUAUUUGCAGAAACUAUAGAGGCGAUUUUAGCAUAAAGUCUCUGCCAGCGCUGUCGACAUCUCUUACCAGUCCUCCCAGUCAGGUGAAUCCUUCCCCGGUGAGGUAACAGGCUUAAUCCAGUAUAGCUGAGUGAAGGAGACAUGACUUGACCAGCUUUGGUGCGCAGCGCUUCCUGUCUGAAGUUUAUUUUUGGACACUGUUCGACUUUGCUGCUGUAAGGUAGAGCAGCCCCACUCUGCCUGGGAAGCAGUGACAGACGGACGGAUAGACUGCCCUGUGAAGUGUUCUCCUUUUCAUGGAUGCCAGGGUGGUCCUGCUCCACUUAUGGACAGUCCUUGUCCUCCUGAUAGCAGAACUGAAGUGGAUUGAAGCUGCAGAGGUCUACACCAACACCUGGGCUGUCCAGAUCAAUGGGGGGCCGGAGGAAGCCGACCGCAUCGCCAGGCAACACGGUUUUGUCAACCACGGCAAUGUUUUUGGAGAUUAUUAUCACUUCAGGCAUCAUGCCGUGGAGAAGAGGGCUUUGUCUGGCCACAGGGGGAUGCACAUCAGACUGCAAGAAGAACCACAGGUCCUGUGGGCGGAGCAGCAAGUGGUGAAAAAAAGGAAGAAAAGGGAUAUCUAUGAAGACCCAACAGACCCUGAUUUCCCCAAGCAGUGGUACCUGUCCACCCCGACACAUCAAGACCUGAAUACCAAAGUAGCCUGGGCUCAAGGCUACACAGGAAGAGGUGUAGUGGUGACUAUCCUGGACGAUGGCAUUGAGAAAGACCACCCAGAUCUCGUCAGCAAUUACGACCCUGAGGCCAGCUAUGACGUAAACGAUGGAGAUGCUGACCCCCAACCAAGAUACACUCAGCGGAACGAGAACAGACAUGGAACUCGAUGUGCAGGAGAAGUUGCAGCAGCGGCCGACAACGGUGUGUGCGGUGUAGGUGUGGCCUAUAAUGCCAAAAUUGGAGGAGUUCGUAUGUUGGAUGGGGAGGUGACAGACGUGGUGGAGGCCCACUCUCUGAGCCUCAACCCGCAGCACAUCCACAUCUAUAGUGCCAGCUGGGGCCCAGAGGACGAUGGCAAGUCACUGGACGGCCCUGCCAAGCUGGCUAAGGAGGCUUUCCUCCAGGGAAUCACCAAGGGACGUGACGGACAGGGCUCCAUCUUUGUGUGGGCUUCGGGUAAUGGUGGCCGGGAGCAGGACAGCUGCAACUGUGACGGCUACACCAACAGCAUUUACACCCUUUCCAUCAGCAGCACCACGCAGUCCGGCAACGUGCCGUGGUACAGCGAGCCCUGCUCUUCCACCCUCGCUACCACCUUCAGCUCUGGAAACCCGGGGGAGAAACAGAUAGUGACCACCGACCUGAGGCAAAAAUGCACAGACUCUCACACGGGGACGUCUGCCUCGGCCCCACUGGCUGCUGGGAUCAUCGCUCUGGCUCUGGAGGCCAAUAUGAACCUGACCUGGAGGGACAUGCAGCACCUGGUGGUGAGAACGUCCCGGCCGGGACACCUCAGCGCCGGAGACUGGAAGACCAACGGAGUGGGACGCAGAGUGAGUCAUUCGUACGGUUAUGGGCUUCUGGAUGCAGGUGGCAUGGUGGUUUUGGCACAGAACUGGACCACAGUGGGACCACAGCAUCAGUGUGUUCACACCAUGCUCACGGAACCAAGAGACAUCGGGAACAAGCUGGUGUUCAGCAAGAGCGUGGAUGCCUGCUGGGGACGACCCGAGUAUGUCAGCUCUCUGGAACACGUUCAGGCUCGCCUCACUCUCUCCCACAACCAGAGAGGAAAAUUGGGCAUUCAUCUCAUCAGCCCGCUGGGCACACGCUCCACCCUGCUGUUCCCCAGGCCCAAUGACUUCUCCUCAGAGGGAUUCAACGACUGGGCCUUCAUGACCACCCACUCAUGGGAUGAGGAUCCUCAAGGGGAAUGGACACUGGAAAUAGAAAACGUGGCAGCUAAUGGACGUGACUAUGCUGUGUUAAGUCAGUUCACCCUCAUCCUGUGGGGCACUGGACCCAGCGUCCUCAGCCCCUCGUCAUCUGACUUCCCUCGGCCGUCCAACAACAGCUGCAAGACCUUUGACGCCCAGCAGAUCUGUAUCGAGUGCAGCCCCGGCUUCUCCCUCUUCCUCCAGGGCUGUGUGAAGUUCUGUCCGCCCGGCUUCACCUCGGGGCCGCAGCUCCUCAACCUCUCGCUGGAGAACUGGGUGGACCUGUCUUCGGUCCAGGCCUGCCUGCCCUGCAACCCCGCCUGCCUCACCUGCUCAGGCAGCGGGCCUACAGACUGCCUGUCCUGCCCGCCUCACAGCCACCUGGUCCUCACCUCCUGCCUGCACCAGAACCAGGUCCAGCGCAAAUCCCCGUUAGCUGGGGUAGUCCAGGGUGAGCGAGCGCAGCCAGAGGGGGAGAUCCCAGCAGCAGCAGACGACGGCGGAGAAGGCGAGGGACCUCCGGGGCCCGGCGUAGCCCCGUCCAGUCAGCUGCCCGUCGUCAUGGCCGUGCUGGGCUGUGCCUUCAUCCUGGCCGCCUUCGUCGGGGUCUUCCUCUUGCUGCAGAUGCGCUCAGGUGGCGCUUUCUGGGGCCGGAGGACCAAACUGCCCUCUGUGUACUCACAGACGAGGGGGGUGCGGGUGGGCUUCGGUUUUGGCUUUGGCCAAGGACAGGAGAGGAAGGCACGGAUAUGCUACAAGGGGAUCCCCACUGUGUGGGGGGAGGAGGACGGGACGGCCUACCAGUCUGAAUCAGACAGCGAGGAAGUGGACGGUCACGGCGAGAGGACAGCUUUCAUCAAGACACAGAGCUCCAUCUAGCUGAAUCUGCAGAAUGUCUGACACCACGUCUCCCCGGGUCUCAUCAGCAUUUUAGAUCUGACUGGAUGGAGCUGAUACACGAUGGAGAAUCACACAAAAAACACAGGCCUUACUGUCCCAUCAGCACCCCAUCUCAAUGCAUUAAAGGAACACGCCGACUUAUUGGGACUUUAUCUUAUUCACCGUAUCCCCCAGAGUUAGACCAAG
Molecule: messenger RNA, 3759 nt
Organism: Perca flavescens (yellow perch)
Lineage: Eukaryota; Metazoa; Chordata; Actinopteri; Perciformes; Percidae
Gene: furinb
Product: furin (paired basic amino acid cleaving enzyme) b
Exons: 16
Coding region: 1033-3552 (839 amino acids)
Biological process (GO): peptide hormone processing
Cellular component (GO): Golgi membrane; trans-Golgi network
Molecular function (GO): serine-type endopeptidase activity
Source: RefSeq, a predicted model, not a curated record